UUAAUUAGGGGAUCCAAAUAUGAAUAUGAAUAUGAAUAUGAAUAUUUUCAAUAGAGAGAAGAAUAUAUAAUUAUUCGACCCUUUUCUUAUCAUAUAGGCUUUCAUUUGUCUGAGUCUUAAGCUUCUUCUUUCAUGUCAUUUCAUUUUCAUACGCCAAAUCCAUCACUGUUGUAAGUUCUUUCCUUUCUUUUUCUUUUUUUGGCUUAGACUAAGAAGCGUUGUAUGUCAUUUUCUUCAUCUGGGCUUGCUUUGUUAUAUGAGUAAUACAUUCUAUUUAAAGAAAAGGUAGCUUUUCUUGGUUGAUAGCCACUACCCACAUCUACUGCAACCCCAUGGACCAUGGCAUUAGUAAUAGUAUCUUCUAAAUCUUUUCAGCCAGAAACGGUGUCAGAAAGUAGGUAACAAGAAGAGAGGAAAAAGAGUGUUACGACUUUCAUUUGAGAUACCAUUCAUUAUUUAAUUCUAUGUCCGGAACUGUCCUAUCAGAUAUUAUAAUAUCUUUGGUAUGCCAGACAAGGUCAUAGCCGCCUGUGAACUCUGGGUCAGAGAGAGAGAGAGAGAGAGAGAGAGAGAGAGGUGACUUUUUGUAUUUGGAUCUUUAUUACCAAUUACCAGAGCCUAAAAGGAUGUUUAGCCUCUGGUAGAAAAGGCCAGUGCUUUGACGAGUUCUUUCCGAUACAUCCUUGUUACUCUGGAGGAAUUCAUGGCAAUGACAGCUAUGCUGUACCAUGGGUUUUUCUUGGGCUUUGAGUAUCAUUCUUGGUUCUGGGAGUCAUUUCGGCAGUCAAGAAGGUUGCCUGUAUUGUUGCUUCAAUUCUCAGCUGCAAUUUGCAUGGUUUUGGCAAAUCCUUCGUCGGUUUUGUUGCUUUUCCGCGCCAUCGGUGCUGCCUGCAAGUUGAAGAACGAGUAGAUAAUAAGUGGUUGAUGGUUGAACUGGAAAGGAAAGAGGAAGAUUAGGGGUGUGGAAAGGAGUGGACAAUGGCGUCAGCUUCUCGUGCCAGAAGUCCAUGGCCCACGAAAGAAGCAUCCUCUAACUCUCAUCCUUAUCCUCUGCCUCUUGCGAAAUAUGAUGAUGUUGCAGCCAGUCCUAAGCUCUUCAUGGAUACUUUGGAGAAGCUCCAUGCUUCCAUUGGGACUAAGUUCAUGAUUCCUAUCAUUGGAGGUAAAGACCUAGACUUGCAUCGACUUUUUGUGGAGGUAACUUCUCGUGGAGGUAUCGAAAGGGUUAUUAGGGAGAGAAGAUGGAAAGAAGUAACUGCUGUUUUCAACUUUCCUUGCACAGCCACUAAUGCUUCUUUUGUGCUGCGCAAAUACUAUUUUUCAUUACUUCACCACUAUGAACAAAUAUAUUUUUUCAAGGCUCGGGUAUGGGUCCCUAUAUCUUCCGAUUCUUUGACCAGCCCAACGUUAACUCCAGUUCCAAUUCAAAGAACAGAAUCUUUGCAGCCAACGCCAGAAAUCCAAGCAGCUCUGCUCCAGCAGCAAAGGAUAAAUACUGCAGAAUUGGAUGGAGCGAAGGCAGCAUCAAUGACCGAGUCUCCUAUCAGUGUGAUAGGGGUCAUUGAUGGGAAAUUUGAAAAUGGGUACCUUGUUACUGUCACAACAGGCUCAGAGAAGCUAAAGGGUGUGCUAUAUCUGGCUCCACAGGACGCAUUACAGGAAUUGCCACAGAACUAUGGUGUCUUUGCCAGCAGAAAUGACAGAGCCUCUCCUGUACUGGCGACCCCUCGUCGCCGGCGCAGGAAGAAAUCCGAGAUAAAAAGGAGGGAUCCUGCUCAUCCAAAACCAAACAGAAGUGGGUAUAAUUUCUUCUUUGCAGAGCAGCACGCAAGACUGAAACCACUGCAUCCGGGGAAAGACAGGGAGAUCAGUAGAAUGAUCGGUGAACUGUGGAACAAGUUAGAAGAGUCUGAAAAAGGAGUUUAUCAGGAGAAAGCUGUCAGAGAUAAAGAAAGAUACAGAGCGGAGAUGGAAGAUUACAGGAAGAGAUUAAGGACUGGUCAGGUUAUCAAUGAUGCAAGGCCACUACAACAGCGGCUUCCCCUACAAGAUGUGAACACGGAGGAUGUGGACGGGAAGAUUGGAGAGGGUGAGGGAGAAUAUGUAACGCCAAAUCUCAAAGAACAGAAAAUUUGAGGGUGGAUGGGCUUGAUUUUGUGCCAUGCACACUUUUGUACAAAAGUAAAAUAGCCACCCACCCGUGAUGUACCUCUUUGCUACUUGCAUGCAUGUGGCAUGGCAUGAGGCAAUUGCUUGUGGCAGAGGAUUUUCUUGCAAAUUUCUAAAAGUAUUUGAGCAAAUUUUGAGAUAGAUUUUUGUGUAGUUUCCUUAAAGUUGUGGGGUUUCUUCGAAAUAUAUUUAAAUUAAAAAGGUUUUGAGAUACA
Molecule: messenger RNA, 2384 nt
Organism: Carya illinoinensis
Lineage: Eukaryota; Viridiplantae; Streptophyta; Magnoliopsida; Fagales; Juglandaceae
Product: high mobility group B protein 15-like
Exons: 8
Coding region: 979-2136 (385 amino acids)
Molecular function (GO): DNA binding
Source: RefSeq, a predicted model, not a curated record